Messenger RNA from Miscanthus lutarioriparius, 1062 nucleotides. The record is from the annotation of a GenBank genome assembly. NCBI's taxonomy places the organism in Eukaryota, Viridiplantae, Streptophyta, Magnoliopsida, Poales, Poaceae.
AUGGCCCGAACUCGUGACGCAGGAUCAGAAUGGCCGCUGUCAGGUCGGCGCCACGGGAGCAGAUGCUCCGUGACGACCACGGCAUCGGCGACGAGAAGGGCCCUCCUUGGCUCCCCCACGUUCCUCCCCAAGGAGAUUGCGCAGGGCGUUGAGGAGGGAAUCACAGAUGUUGUCGUCGUCGAAGGGGACUCCAAUGCGGCGCGCGCGGUAGUACACCAUGAAGACGAGGCGCAGAACGAGCGCCGCAGAAGAUAUAUACAUGCCCACGAUGGGGCAGUUCCUGUGAACGUGGGAGAGCCCCGCUCCCACGUCCUGUCUGUACGACGCCUUUCAGUGGUCACGGUUUGCUACAAUUGCCUCAGAAGGAAGCCCGGGGAAGGGAGCGCUUCAAGCGGGGUUUACUACUUCUGCAGCGACGCUUGCAGGGACAACGCCAAGGGUUUCCAUGACAUCGACAAGAACGUAGAUUGGUCUUUAUUCGAUUACCACUGCAGUUCACGUGGUCUGAAGUACCCAUACAUGGCCAAGCGCCUUGCUUGCAUGGUUAUAUCAGGAGCUGCUAAUGCAGAUUGUCUUAACAUACUUCAGCCAGCUCGGUUGCACCAGGGGACAUUGAUUGAGAUGGAGGAGGAAUUUGAGUUGUUGGGGUCCACUUUUAGAAAAGCUGGGUUUCAGGAAGAAGUCACAAACUUUUUGACCAUAGAUUGGUACAUCAAUGUAUUGGCAAGAAUACGCAUAAAUGCAUUUCGUAUUGAAUUGGUUGCAAGCUCAUAUGAGGAUCUCUUAUCCUCAGCGGCAGCCUCCGUAUCAUGUGAUUCAUCAGUUGGCAAUGCGGUUUAUAUGCUCCCCUCUUUCUACAACCAUGACUGCGAUCCAAGUGCUCACAUAGUUUGGCUGGAUAAUGCGGAUGCGAAAUUGAAGGCCCUCCGUGACAUUGAAGAAGGCGAGGAGCUGCGCAUCUGCUACAUCGAUACUAGCCUAGACGCCGACACUAGACAGAAGAUUCUUGCUGAUGGAUUUGGCUUCAAGUGCCAUUGCCUUCGGUGCUUGUCUGGAGACUAG